AUGGAAUAUCUUGUGAGGCUUGCGCAAUGCCAUGAAACUUUUCGACAGCCGGAACUCAAAGCUGUGGCCACUUUACUCGGUAUUGAGUUGGAAAUUGUCGAAUAUCAUGAAUUCACACCCUUUUGCGUCGUGAGGCUGAAAGAUGAAGCAGCAGCACUUGCUUUGGUGACGCGUUGUAUCCUUGCUAAAGAUGUUCUCGAACUCUGGGGUAAAGGCUCCAAUUAUGAGGAGUUGCACGCAGACGUCCAUCGACGAUCACAGCAUCUGUGGCAGGAUUAUCGCCACAUUUCGUACGCUUUAGCUGUUGAUUGCUUCUCGGGCAAGCGAAGCACGGCCAAGAAGACUGAGAUUUUCGAAUCGUUCGGUUACCUGGGCCUGGAAGGUAGCGUGCGACUCAAAAACCCCGAUGAAGAGUUCCAUGUCAUUGAGGAGUACGUGACCGAUGUUGAGCAGCACGCCAUUGGUACGGAGCUCUCCUCGGAACCUCGAAUGAUCUACUUUGGCCGGUGGCUUGCGAAGAGUCAGCGCGACAUUAUCUUGACCCACACAUUGAAGAAGCGCAAAUACAUCAGCACCACUUCCAUGGAUGCAGAGCUGUCACUCGUCACGGCAAAUCUGGCUCUCGCAGCUCCCGGAAAGGUCUUCUUCGACCCCUUCGUGGGCGCGGGAAGCUUCUUGGUCGCGGCCUCGCACUUUGGUGCUUUGACUUUGGGAUCUGACAUUGACCCUCGCGCCUUUCGUGGCAAAGAUCACGAGCGCAAGGAUGGAAUGGCGAUGCUGCAAAACUUCAAGCAAUACAAGAUUGUGAGCCAGUUCAUCGACGCGUUCACGUCAGACAUUACGAAUACCCCUUGGAGAGACGCACAACUUCUCGAUGGAAUUGUCUGUGAUCCCCCGUACGGUGUUCGAGAGGGUCUGCGAGUAUUGGGAACCCGCGAUGGAAAGGUGAUUGAGCCGGUGAUCAUUGACGGAGUGCCUGCUCAUUACCGACAAGGUUACAUUCCUCCGAAACGACCAUAUGGAUUUGAAGCACUACAGAAGGAUGUUCUCGAGUUCGCAGUUCGCAGACUCGUUCCCAACGGACGGCUCGCAAUGUGGAUGCCAACAGCAAGUGACGAAGCAAAGAAAUUCCCUGUACCCAUGCACCCGAAGUUGGAGGUUGUUAGCGUGUGUGUGCAGCCAUUCCACAACUGGUCGCGCCGCUUGAUGGUUUACCGCCGUCUGCCGGAAGGUGAGAUGUCAGAUGUGACGCUCGGACGGAGCAAGACAGAUGGAGAAGGAGUCUCUGCCGACGAUCUCAAUGCGUUCCGAGUGAAGUACAACAACCGAAGGGCUUUGAACACAAAGGAGCCCGAGGCAGCGGAAGAAUGA
Molecule: messenger RNA, 1371 nt
Organism: Penicillium oxalicum
Lineage: Eukaryota; Fungi; Ascomycota; Eurotiomycetes; Eurotiales; Aspergillaceae
Product: tRNA (guanine-N2-)-methyltransferase
Exons: 5
Coding region: 1-1371 (456 amino acids)
Biological process (GO): methylation
Cellular component (GO): cytoplasm
Molecular function (GO): nucleic acid binding
Source: RefSeq, a predicted model, not a curated record